AAUGCAAUGGAUUAUUUUGAUGAGAUUGAAAUGAAUGAUUUUGACGAGAAUGAAAUGGAUAAUUUUGACAUUGCACUGUCAGAGUCAUCUUCACAUACGGAAAUGGCAGAAAAUGUUACACAGUUACAAGAAUGUAGUAAG
Racocetra persica is the source of this 141-nucleotide messenger RNA. The record is from the annotation of a GenBank genome assembly. Lineage: Eukaryota; Fungi; Glomeromycota; Glomeromycetes; Diversisporales; Gigasporaceae.